UUUGUCAAAUAAUCGACAACGUUAAAGAAGAACCACACAUGAACAUUAUGUAUAGUACUAGGGAUGAUGGCCAUCAUACACCCAUUUAUCGAUAACAAGACCUCUACGAAUAUUGCAAGAGUGAAGAAGAUAUUGCUAACAGAUCGAGUAACAGGUAAUAAAUCCUCCUUUUAUGACAAAGAGCCUAUUCCAGAGAUCAAUGCCCCGGAUAUCAGUGUUCGAUUUGUUGAUGAUAAUGUUCUAAUGACAAUUCUUUGUGAGAUACAACAUGGUCUUGUUACCAAAAUUGUUACCGAGAUUACAAAUAGUCAUCUCUUCAUUACCAACAUGAAUUCUAUGCCAAUUGUUGGUAAUAUUUCCCAAGUAUCCUUUGUCGCUCGGAUGGAAUCAGAUUUUAGGAUGAGUAAAGAGGAUUUGACGAGCGUUCUUCAUUCGAUUUUCGAGUAGCAAAGAUUUGUGGCACCGGAUUGUGUUUGUUCAAAGACUUUCUGUCUGAUGCCUAAAUUUAAAUUGUUUAAUUUUACCUGUUUGAAUAAUUGAAUUUUGUAUUUGAGUUUAAGAUGAUGGAAAAUCGUUUAAAAUGGUUUGGACAUGUAAGCAGUAGAUCAAGUGAUGCCCCGGUUAGGAGGAUAGAAGGGUGGCAAAGUGAUAGAACUGCAAGGGGUAGGGGAAGACCUAAGAAAACUUGGAGGAAGGUGAUUGAACACGAUAUGAGCUUUCUUGGGAUUGAGGAAAAUGUGGCGUUGGAUAGGACAGUGUGGAGGGAGAUAAUAUACAUUGAUGACUUCAGUUGAUUUAUACAGCUUUCAUGUUUUUGUUUCUUUCUA
Messenger RNA from Spinacia oleracea (spinach), 827 nucleotides. RefSeq names its product transcription factor bHLH25. Lineage: Eukaryota; Viridiplantae; Streptophyta; Magnoliopsida; Caryophyllales; Amaranthaceae. The record is from RefSeq and is a predicted model, not a curated record. The transcript is spliced from 3 exons. Bases 64 to 447 code for a protein of 127 amino acids.